AAAAACUUAGAAUCUGCAGUAGUAUCUCCACAAAGGCAGGCGAAAACACCAUCAAUAAACUGAAGUUGGUUGAAACCAUAACAUAAUGACUACUUUAGAUGACAAGCUAUUGGGAGAGAAGACACAGUACUACUACAGUGACAGUGAAGAUGAGCGGGAGGAAGACGAUGAUGAUAAAUCCAGCGGAGAUGAACAAAACAAGGACUGUGCUGCAUCACCUGAAGCUGAAUUCAUUCCAGAAGCAGAUCUUAGUGCAAGCGGUUAUGGAGCAAGUCGGACUGGACCAAAAGGUGUAUUAGCAGACUGGAGAAGAUUCAAACAGCUUGAGACAGAGAAGAGAGGAGACCAGGAUAGAGAAAAGAGACUCCUGGCUGAAAAACUGUCUAUGACAUGUCGAUCCUAUCUUGAUGAUGAGAAAGCCAAGGAGGAUGAAGAGCUUGAUCAGCUUCAACUAGAAUCCAUGUUGGAAGAUGAGUUCAUGAGGAGAUACAGGGAAGAAAGGAUGAAUCAGAUGAUAUUGAAUAUACAGAAAAAUAGCCCAAGAUUUGGCAAACUGUUGCGUCUCAAUAAAAAUAACUUUGUUGAUGCAAUAGACAGUGAACGCAAGGAAGUGACUGUUAUCAUCCACAUAGAAGAUCAAUCGCUUCAAGCCUGUGAGUCUAUGAAUGGAUGCCUUCAUUGCUUGGCUCAAGAAUAUCCCUUCGUCAAGUUCUGCGCAGCUAAUGCAGCAGAUAUUCAGACCAGCCAGUUAUUUACAGAGAAAGGCCUCCCUGCUCUCUUAGUCUACAAAGCAGGCCAACUCAUCGGCAACUUCAUCAGAGUCUCGGAUGUGUUUGGUGAAGACUUUUUCGCUACAGAAGUAGAGAGUUUCCUACAAGAGCAUGGCUUGCUGCCCAACAAAGACGAUGCAAAGGUCAUCCCAGGUCACGUGGAAGAAGAUGAGGACAGUGACCUUGAAUUAGACUGAAGUGGAGUGGAGACCCAGAUUUUCAAGAGAUGGGGUUGUGCUACGAUUUCAUUCCACCUUACAUCCAAUACCCUCUUCAUGUUGGCUGGAAAAAAGUAUGAUACAGUCUGCCAUAAUUUGUGAGCAUCGUGCUUUCGUAUCUAUUGUUUCAAUGCCGCAAAUCUUGCUAUUUUUGUUGUUGGCAGAUGUAUGUGUACGUUGGAGCGAAGAUUGCAUGAUUGCUCCGAACCAAGGGGUAGGAUGUAAUCACCAGCAGCAUAGAUUUGUUUUGCGUGCUGCUAGCAAGUGCAGAAAGCAAACGUUUUAACCUUUCAAGUGAGAGCCUUUUCCUUUCACAUUGCCUGCAUGUCACAACAAAUUGCUGCCUCUUGGCAGAUAAUGUACCAUUUAGAGGCCUGUGAUUCGGGAGCGUAAACUUUAAACAUCAAAUUCAAUGAAACAAGCUGUUUUUAAAGCUUCACAAUCUCUUUAU
Molecule: messenger RNA, 1439 nt
Organism: Strongylocentrotus purpuratus (purple sea urchin)
Lineage: Eukaryota; Metazoa; Echinodermata; Echinoidea; Camarodonta; Strongylocentrotidae
Product: phosducin-like protein
Exons: 8
Coding region: 86-967 (293 amino acids)
Biological process (GO): regulation of G protein-coupled receptor signaling pathway
Source: RefSeq, a predicted model, not a curated record